Molecule: messenger RNA, 6350 nt
Organism: Porites lobata
Lineage: Eukaryota; Metazoa; Cnidaria; Anthozoa; Scleractinia; Poritidae
Source: the annotation of a GenBank genome assembly
GACAACGGUGACAACGGUGACAACGAUAACAACAGUGACAACAGUGACAACAGUGACGACGGUGACAACGGUGACAACAGAGACAACAGUGACAACGAUGACAACAAUGACAACAGUGACAACAGUGACAACGAUGACAACGGUGACACCGAUGACAACAGUAACAACAGUGACAAAAGCAACAACGAUGACAACGGUGACAACGAUGACAACGAUGACAACGAUGACAACGGUGACAACAAUGACAACGGUGACAACAGUGAAAAUGGUGACAACGGUGACAACGAUGACAAUGGCGACAACAGUGACAACAGUGACAACGGUGACAACGACGACAACGGUGACAACGGUGACAACGAUGAAAACGGUGACAACGGUGACAACGGUGACAACAGUGACAACGAUGACAACGGUAACAACGGUGACAACGGUAACAAUGGUGACAACGGUGACAAGAGUGACAAGAGUGACAACGGUGACAAUGGUGACAACAGUGACAACAGUGACAACAGUGAAAACGGUAACAACAGUGACAACGGCGACAACGGUGAAAACAAUGACAACAGUGACAACGAUGACAACGGUGACAACGAUGACCACGGUGACAACAGUGAAAAGGAUGACAACGGUGACAACCGUGCCAACGAUACCAACGGUGACAACAGUGAGAAGGAUGACAACGGUGACAACCGUGACAACGAUAACAACGGUGACAACAGUGACAACGAUGACAACAGUGACAACAGCUCGACAACGGUAACAACGAAGACAACGGUGACAACGAUGACAACAGUGACAACAGUGACAAACGUUACAAGAGUAACAACAGUGACAACGAUGACAACGGUGACAACGAUGAGAACAGUGGCAACGAUGACAACAGUGACAACGGUGACAACAGUGACAACGAUGACAACGGUGACAACGGUGACAACGAUGGCAACGGUGACAAAGAUGACAACGACGAGAACGGUGACAACGGUGACACUGGUGACAACGAUGACGACGAGAACAGUGACAACGAUGACCAAAGUGACAACGAUGAAAACGGUGACAACGAUGACAACGGUGAAAACUGUGACAACGAUGACAACGGUGACAACGAUGACAACGGUGACAACGAUGACAACAGUGACAACAGUGACAACAGUGAAAACGAUAAAAACGGUGAGAACGAUGACAACGGUGACAACGAUGACAACGGUGACAACGGUGACAACGGUGACAACCGUGACAAUCGUGACAACGCUGACAACAGUGACAACGAUGACAACAGUGACAACGGUGACAACGGUGACAACGGUGACAACAGUGACAACGAUGACAACAGUGACAACAGGGACAACAGUGACAACAGCAACAACAGUGAAAACAGUGACAACAAUCACAACAGUGACAGCGGUGACAACAGUGACAACAGUAAUAACAGUAACAACAGUGAAAACGGUGACAACAGUGACAACAGUGAUAACGAUGACAACAGUAACAACGGUGACAACGGUGACAACAGUGACAACGGUGACAACGGUGACAAUGGUGACAACGAUGACAACAGUGACAACAGUGAAAACGUUGACAACGAUGACAACGGUGACAACGAUGACAACGGUGACAACGGUGACAACACUGACAACAGUGACAACGGUGACAAGGGUGACAACGAUGACAAUAGUGACAACAGUGACAACAGUGACAACGGUGACAAAAAUGACAACGAUGACAACGGUGACAACGAUGACAACAGUGACAACAGUGACAAAAGUGACAACGGUGACAACGGUGACAACGGUGACAACGAUGACAACGGUGACAACGUUGAGAAGGAUGACAACGGUGACAACGGAGGAAACAGUGACAACGAUGACAACAAUGAGAACAGUUACAACAGUGACAACGAUGACAACGGUAACAGCGAUGACAACAAUAACAACAGUGACAAAAGCAACAACGAUGACAACGAUGACACCGAUGACUACGAUGACAACAAUGACAACGGUGACAACGGUGACAACAGUGAAAAUGGUGACAACGGUGACAACGGCGACAACGAUGACAAUGGUGACAACGGUGAAAACGGUGACAAGAGUGACAACGAUGACAACCGUAACAACGGUGACAACGGUAACACUGGUGACAACGGUGACAAAAGUGACAACGGUGACAAUGGUGAACACAGUGACAACGGUGACAACAGUGAAACCGAUGACAACGGUGACAACGAUGACGAUAGUGACAACAGUGACAACAGUGACAACGGUGACAAAGAUGACAACGAUGACAACGGUGACAACGAUGACAACAGUGACAACAGUGAAAACAGUGAGAACGAUGACAACGGUGACAACGAUGACAACGGUGACAACGGUGACAACGGUGACAACAAUGACAACGGUGACAACAGAGACAACAGUGACAACGAUGACAACUAUAAGAACAGUGACAACAGUGACAACGAUGACAACGGUAACAGCGAUGACAACAGUAACAACAGUGACAAAAGCAACAACGAUGACAACGGUGACAACGAUGACAACGAUGAUAACGAUGACAACGACGACAACGGUGACAACAAUGACAAUGGUGACAACGGUGACAACAGUGUAAAUGGUGACAACGGUGACAACGAUGACAAUGGUGACAACGAUAAAAACGGUGACAACAGUGACAACAGUGACAACGAUGACAACGGUAACAACGGCGACAAAAGUGACAACGAUGACAACCGUAACAACGGUGACAACGGUAACAAUGGUGAACACAGUGACAACGGUGACAACAGUGACAACAGUGAGAAGGGUAACAAUAGUGACAACAGUGACAACGGUGACAACAGUGACAACGGUGACAACGGUGACAACAAUGACAACGGUGACAACGGUGACAACAAUGACAACAGUGACAACGGUGACAACGGUGACAACAGUCUCAACGAUGACAACGAUGACCACGGUGACAACAGUGACAAGGGGGAGAAGGGUAACAAUAGUGACAACAGUGACAACGGUGACAAAAGUGACAACGGUGACAACGGUGACAACAGUGACAACAGUGACAACAGUGACAACGGUGACAAUGGUGAACACAGUGACAACGGUGAGAACAGUGACAACAGUGAGAAGGGUAACAAUAGUAACAACAGUGACAACGGUGACAACGGUGACAACAGUCUCAACGAUGACAACGAUGACCACGGUGACAACAGUGACAAGGAUGACAACGGUGACAACUGUGACAACGAUAACAACGGUGACACCAGUGACAACAGCUCGACAACGGUAACAACGAAGAUAACGGUGACAACGAUGACAACAGUGAAAACAGUGACAACAGUUACAACAGUAACAACAGUGACAACGAUAACAACGGUGACAACAAUGAAAACAGUGGCAACGAUGACAACAGUGACAACGGUGACAACAGUGAAAACGAUGACAACGGUGACAACAGUGACAACAGUGACAACGGUGACAAGGGUGACAACGGUGACAAGGGUGACAACGGUGACAACGGUAACAGCGAUGACAACAGUGACAACAGUGACAACGGUGACAAAGAUGACAACGAUGACAGCGAUGACAACAGUGACAACGAUGACAAUAGUGACAACAGUGACAACAGCAACAACGAUGACAACGGUGACAACGAUGACAACGAUCACAAUGAUGACAACAAUGACAACGGUGACAACAGUCACAACGGUGACAACGGUGACAACGAUGACAAUGGUGACAACAGUGACAACGGUGACAACGAUGACAACGGUGACAACAAUGACAAAGGUGACAACGAUGACAACGAUGACAACGGUGACAACGAUGACAAGCGUGACAACGAUGACAACAGUGACAACAGCGACAACGAUGACAACAAUGACAAAAGUGACAACAGUGACAACGAUGACAACGGUGACAGCCAUGACAACAGUGACAACAAUCACAACAGUGACAGCAAUGACAAAGGUGACAACGGUGACAACGAUGACAACGGUGACAAUGAUGACAACCGUGACAACAGUGACAACAGUGACACCGAUGACAACGGUGACAACAAUGACAACGGUGAGAACAAUGACAACGAUGACAACGGGGACAACGGUGACAACAGUGACAACGAUGAGAACAGUGACAACGAUGAAAACGGUGACAACGGUGACAACAGUGACAACAAUGACAAUAGUGACAACAGUGACAACAGCGACAACAGUGACAACAGUGAGAACAAUGACAACAGUGACAGCGGUGACAACAGUGACAACAGUGACAAAAGUAAUAACAGUAACAACGGUGAAAACGGUGACAACAGUGACAACAGUGAUAACGAUGACAACGGUAACAACGGCGACAACAGUGACAACAGUGACAACAGUGACAACGGUGACAAUGGUGACAACGGUGACAAAGAUGACAACAGUGACAACAGUGAAAACGUUGACAACGAUGACAACGGUGACAACGAUGAAAACGGUGACAAGGGUGACAACGGUGACAACGGUGACACCGGUGACAACAGCGACAACAGUGAAGACAAUGACAACAGUGACAGCGGUGACAAAAGGGACGACAGUAAUAACAGUAACAACGGUGAAAACGGUGACAACAGUGACAACAGUGAUAACGAUGACAACGGUAACAACGGUGACAACGGUGACAACAGUGACAACAGUGACAACGGUGAGAACGGCGACAACGGUGAAAAUGGUGACAACGGUGACAACGAUGACAACAGUGACAACAGUGGAAACGUUAACAACGAUGACAACGGUGACAACAGUGACAAGGAUGACAACGGUGACAACCGUGACAACAGUGACAACGGUGACAAGGGUGACAACGGUGACAAGGAUGACAAUAGUGACAACAAUGACAACGGUGACACCGCUGACAAAGGUGCCAACGGUGACAACGAUGAAAACAGUGACAACGGUGACAACGGUGACAACGGUGCAACGAUGACAACGGUGACAACGAUGACAACAGUGAUAACAGUGACAACGAUGACAACGGUGACAGCGAUGACAACAGUGACAACGAUGACAACAGUGACAACAGCAACAACGAUGACAACGGUGACAACGAUGACAACGAUGACAACGAUGACAACAAUGACAACGGUGACAAGGGGGACAACGGUGACAACGGUGACAACGAUAACAAUAGUGACACCAGUGACAACAGUGACAAAGGUGACAACGAUGACAACGAUGACAACGGUGACAACGAUGACAACAGUGACAACAGUGACAACGGUGACAACGAUGAGAACGAUGACAACGGUGACAACGAUGACAACAGUGACAACAGUGACAACGAUGACAACAGUAACAGCGAUGACAACAGUGACAACGAUGACAAGAGUGACAACGGUGACAACGGUGACAACAGUGACAAGUGCAACAACGAUGACAACGGUGACAACGAUGACAACGAUGACGACGAUGACAACGGUGACACCAAUGACAACGGUGACAACGGUGACAACGGUGACAACGAUGACAACAGUAACAGCAGUGACAAGAGUGACAACAGUAAUAACAGCAACAACGGUGAAAACGGUGACAACAGUGACAACGGUGACAACAGUGACAAGAGUGACAACGAUGACAACGGCGACAACGGUGACAAUGGUGACAACGCUGACAACGAUGACAACAGUGACAACAGUGAAAACGUUGACAACGAUGACAACGGUGACAACAGUGACAAGGAUGACAACAACGGUGAAAAGGAUGACAAUAGUGACAAAACUGACAACGGUGACAACGAUGACAAAGGUGACAACGGUGACAACGAUGACAACAGUGACAAAGGUGACAACGGUGCAACGAUGACAACGGUGACAACGAUGACAACAAUGACAACAGUGACAACAGUGACAACAAUGACAACGGUGACAACGAUGACAACAGUGCCAACGAUGACAACAGUGACAACAGUGACAAGAGUCACAACAGCAACAACGAUGACAACGGUGACAACGAUGACAACGAUGACAACGAUGACAACAAUGACAACGGUGACAAGGGUGACAACGCUGACAACGAUAACAAUAGUGACAACAGUGACAACAGUGACAACGGUGACAACGAUGACAACGAUGACAACGGUGACAACGAUGAUGACAAUGACAACAGUGACAACGAUGACAACGGUGACAGCGAUGACAACAGUGACAACGAUGACAACAGUGACAACGGUGACAACAGUGACAAGUGCAACAACCAUGACAACGGUGACAACGAUGACAACGAUGACGACGAUGACAACGGUGACAACAAUGACAACGGUGACAACGGUGGCAACAAUGACAAUAGUGACAACAGUCACAACAGCGACAACAAUGACAACAGUGAC